CAAAACACCCUAAGUCGUUUUGCAAACCGCCAAGCAAGAAGUCAUGUCACAGUUUGAGCGCUCAGUUGAUGUUCAUCAUGAGAGAGCAGGUGGAUGUGAUUCAUGCUGGAGAACAGCAGAUGCUGCAGACACCAGUGAAGAUUGAAGUGAAGCAGGAGGAGAUAAAAGAAGAAAACACAGCAGAGGAACAACAGAGUGAUGAAGAUGAUGAUGAUGAAACCAUAGCAGAGGAACAACAGAGUGAUGAAGAUUUUAUUCAUCCAGACAUGAUGGAAGGGAAAGAGCAACUUCAAGAGCUGACUAAGAAGAAUUUAUCACUAAAAAAGCCUCAAAGAAGAGCAGCUAAUAAUGCUGUCACCUGCUCUCAGUGUGGAAAGAGUUUCACUAAUAAAGAAGUUCUUAAUAAACACAUGAGAGUUCAUACUGGAGAGAGACCUUACACGUGCCAUCAGUGUGGAAAAAGUUAUGUAUAUGCAGUCGAUUUAAACAAUCAUCUCCUCUUUCACUCUGGAGAAAGAUCAUUUGAAUGUGAUCAGUGCAGUAAAACAUUUGCUUUGAAUUCAAGCUUAAAACAACAUCUGAAAACUCACACAAAUGAGAAGCCUUACAUGUGUUCUUCUUGUGGAAAGAGUUUUGCACGCCAAUCCUAUUUGACAAAGCACCAGAAAAUACAUGCCUCUGUGGGGGCUCAUUUGUGCUUUGAAUGUGGGAAGACUUUUAUUAAAUCCAGCAACUUAAAACAGCACCAAAGAGUUCACACUGGAGAAAAACCUUACAAGUGCUCAUACUGUGAAAAGAGUUUCAUUAAGUCACAAAACCUGAAAAUUCAUGAGAGAAACCAUACUGGGGAGAAACCUUAUACAUGCUCAUACUGUGGAAAGAGUUUUAGUGUGUCACGAAGCCUGACAACACACGAGAGAAUCCAUACUGGAGAGAAACCAUACUACUGCUCUAAAUGUGGGAAAAGUUUCAAUGUAGCAAGCAAUGUAGUGACUCAUAUGAAAAGGUGUUGCCCAAAGUAAUCACAGGAAGUGUAGUUUAAGAACAGUCAUUUGCUAUAAUCACCUGCAUUGAUGAAUCUAAACAAUCACUGACACCUUGUGGGGAUUUGAUGUACAGUUGAAGAAGUUUAUAUACACCUUAGCCAAAUACAUUAAACUCAGUUUUUCACAAUUCCUGUCUUAGGUCAGUUAGGAUCACUACUUUAUUUUAAGAAUGUGAACUGUCAGAAUAAUAAUAGAGAGUAUUAUUUAUUUCAGCAUUCCCAGUGGGUCAGAAGUUUACAUACACUUUGUUAAUAUUUGGUAGCAUUGCCUUUAAAUUAUUUAACUUGGGUCAGAUGUUUUGGGUAGCCUUCCACAAGCUUCUCACAAUAAGUUGCUGGAAUUUUGGCCCAUUCCUCCAGACAGAACUGGUGUAACUGUGUCAGGUUUGUAGGCCUCGUUGCUUGCACACGCUGUUCUGCCCACAAAUUUUCUAUCGGAUUGAGGUCAGGGCUUUGUGAUGGCCACUCCAAUACCUUGACAUUGUUGUCCUUAAGCCAUUUUGCCACAACUUUGGAGGUAUGCUUGGGGUCAUUGUCCAUUUGGAAGACCCAUUUGUGACCGAGCUUUAACUUCCUGGCUGAUGUCUUGAGAUGUUGCUUCAAUAUAUCCUCAUAAUUUUCCUUCCUCAUGAUGCCAUCUAUUUUGUGAAGUGCACCAGUCCUUCCUGCAGCAAAGCACCCCCACAACAUGAUGCUGCCACCCCCAUGCUUCACGGUUGGGGUGGUGUUUUUUGGCUUGCAAGCCUCACCCUUUUUCCUCCAAACAUAUCGAUGGUCAUUCUGGCCAAACAGUUCAAAUUUUGUAUCAUUAGACCAGAGGACAUUUCUCCAAAAGUAAGAUCUUUGUCCCCAUUUGCACUUGCAAACUGUAGUCUGGCUUUUUUAUGGAGGUUUUGAAACAGUGGCUUCUUCCUUGCUGAGCAGCCUUUCAGGUUUUGUCAAUAUAAAACUCGUUUUACUGUGGAUAUAGAUACUUGUUUACCUGUUUCCUCCAGCAACUUCACAAGGUCCUUUGCUGUUGUUCUGGGAUUGAUUUGCACUUUUCGCACAAUUUCGUUAAUCUCUAGGAGACAGAAUGCGUCUCCUUCCUGAGCGGUAUGAUGGCUGUGUGGUCCCAUGGUGUUUAUACUUGCAUACUAUUGUUUGUACAGAUGAACAUGGUACCUUCAGCCAUUUUGGAAAUUGCUCCCAAUGAUGAACCAGACUUGUGGAUUUAUUUUCUGAGGUCUUGGCUGAUUUCUUUUGAUUUUCCCAUGAUGUCAAGCAAAGAGGCACUGAGUUUGAAGGUAGGCCUUAAAAUACAUCCACAGGUACACCUCCAAUUCAGUACACCUAUCAGAAGCUAAUUGUCUAAAGGCUUGACAUAAUUUUCUGGAAUUUCCAAGAUGCUCAAAGGCACAGUUAACUUAGUGUAUGUAAACUUCUGUCCCCAACUCUGAAAGUGGUACUAUUGUGACUGUAGUUUCCUUUUAACCAAAGAAAAUGUUAAGGUCCCCAGACGUUGUUGUGUUCCUGGUUGUAGAAAAACUGCAUCUCUGCAUAGCCUUCCAAAGGAUCCCAACAUUAGGAACGAGUUACUUAAAUUUAUGUAAACAAAAUUCCUGAACGCAUUAAUGUGGCACUUACCUUUGUUCUGCACAUUUUUCUAAGGAUUGUUUCAAGCACCAUUAUGAUUCAAACUUUGCAAAGAAACUUAUACUGAAAGAUGGAGCAGUGCCAACUAUAUCAACAUGACAGUUUGCAGAUGCAUGCAUUUACUACUGUUUUAUCUGUCUGUGUUUGAUAUGCAAUUUAUAUGUUCAAGUUAUAACAGAUUUCUUCUUAUGUCCUUCUCUUUUAUAUAUAUUUUGUUUAUGGAAUAAUAUGAUGCAUAGUCACUUAUAAUUAGUUAUGAAAUCUUAUGUAUUCUGUAUUCAUUUCAUAUCAUGCUGUUAUAUUAAGCAUGAAGUUAUAAAA
This is a messenger RNA of Myxocyprinus asiaticus (Chinese sucker), 3001 nucleotides long. Its product is annotated as gastrula zinc finger protein XlCGF7.1-like. The transcript has 3 exons. Bases 69 to 1022 code for a protein of 317 amino acids. Gene Ontology annotation, biological process: regulation of transcription by RNA polymerase II. The record is from RefSeq and is a predicted model, not a curated record. NCBI's taxonomy places the organism in Eukaryota, Metazoa, Chordata, Actinopteri, Cypriniformes, Catostomidae. Gene Ontology annotation, molecular function: RNA polymerase II cis-regulatory region sequence-specific DNA binding; DNA-binding transcription factor activity.